Coturnix japonica (Japanese quail) is the source of this 1663-nucleotide messenger RNA. Lineage: Eukaryota; Metazoa; Chordata; Aves; Galliformes; Phasianidae. The record is from RefSeq and is a predicted model, not a curated record.
AUGGGCUGGACAUGUGUUGUUUGUACACUGAAUGUCACUCUUCCUUGGGAUCCCCAAGAGCUGCAGAUAUUGGGGUCUCAACAGGUACCUAAUGAUACAUGGGAUAAAGAGGGAGGCUAUUGGUGGUCUCCUGGAUGUAUUGGCUUUGCAAGAUUUAACCACGAGAGGAGCCGUUCAAAUAUUUUAGAUCUUCUCACACCUCAAGGUCCUUAUUGGAAUGCACGGAAAAAUAGAUCAGAUCCAUUCACUACCGUCUAUCCACACAAUACAGAGCUAUUUACCUGGGAAGGGUCAUAUUGUGGCUUCCUUCCAAAUAUAUCCACACCUAGGGAAAAUAGUAGUUAUUGUCUGCCUGAACAUUGGGUGAGUAACCCUGGUGUCAUUAAUGUGUCGAGGCCUGAUGGUUCUCAACGGGGAAUAAAUUGUAAUCUCAGCAGCAAGUAUGCAAAAGGCUGCUGUUUUGAACCCAGGGCAAAAGAACAGGGGCUAGAAAAAUACAUCUGGAACAACUCCACUGCGAAAGCACUGCCACCGGGUAUAUUCUUGAUUUGUGGUGACCGUGCAUGGCAAGGUAUACCAUCAAAUGCAGUGGGAGGACCUUGUUAUUUGGGACGGUUAACCAUCUUGUCCCCACGAGCCCUCGACUGGGUGCGCCUGACCAGAAACAUGACGAAAUCUCGGAAGAGACGGAGCAUUCACACACUGGCAUCGGACUGUGGUGACAAAGUUCAACUUUGGGGACCAACAGCAAGGAUUUUUGCAUCUAUUUUUGCACCAGGAGCAGCUGCAGCGCAGGCGCUAAAAGAGAUAGAGAGACUCGCUUGCUGGUCCGUGAAACAAGCUAACAUGACUUCUACACUGCUGAGUGAGCUACUUGAAGACACUGACAGUAUUAGACAUGCUAUGCUUCAAAACAGAGCAGCAAUUGAUUUCUUGCUUCUCGCACAGGGUCAUGGUUGUAAAGACUUUGAUGGGAUGUGUUGUUUUAACUUGAGUGAUCAUAGUAAGUCGUUGCACGAGAAGCAGGAGGUGAAGAGGCUGAAGAAGAGGAGGAAGGUGCUAAGGAAGAAUCAGAAGAAGGCAAAGAAGGUGAGGAGGAAGAAGGAGAAGAAACAGCAGCUGAAGAUGGAGAGUUGGUUUGGUGGUAUUGCACCAUGGUUCAAGCAAUUGCUUAAGGUAGUGCUGAUAGGGCUUCUCAUAUUCCUCGCAUUUAUGGCUUGUGUGCCGUGUGUGUUUCAAUGCUUGCUAGGCUGCCUGCAACGCAUGGCUGAAAGAAUGGUUAAUACGCAAAUAGAGUAUCAUAAGAUGCAAGAUAGGCUUUAAGGUGAGAUUUAGGUGUUAAGAUUUAAAGAGAAGUUUAUACAUUUUAUAAGUCUAUAGAGUUUGUAGAUUUCACACAUAUAUACAAGGUCACACAUUUAUAGGUCUAUAAGCUUAUAGAUUUAUAUUGUUGCGUAUUGUAACGGGUUAAGCCUUUUAAGCAUGGGGAGGGGGAAAUGUUGUAUUAGGCGAAAUACGGGGAUGUUAUCGGGCUGUGACGUGACAGGCCCUUCCCCAUAUUCUGGAAGAAUCUUGCUACGUGUAACACAGUAGGCGUAGACGAAGUGGACGUAGGUUAUAUAAGGUCGUGUGUGCUUCAAUAAAUCGCCAUUUUACCACGCUA